AUGAGUGGGUGUACUUUUUUAGGAAACAACCUCGGAUAUGCUUUUAAAAAACUGUCUGUAGAAGGCAGUGAAAAAGAUAAAUCACAAACCGGUGUGAACAGAGCCAGCAAAGGAGGACUGAUCUAUGGGAACUACCUGCACUUGGAAAAAGUUUUAAAUGCACAAGAACUUCAAAGUGAAAUAAAAGGAAAUAAAAUCCAUGAUGAACAUCUUUUUAUCAUAACUCAUCAAGCUUAUGAACUCUGGUUUAAGCAAAUCCUCUGGGAAUUAGAUUCUGUUCGAGAGCUCUUUCAGAAUGGCCAUGUCAGAGAUGAAAGGAAUAUGCUUAAGGUUGUUACUCGGAUGCAUCGAGUGGCAGUGAUCCUUAAACUACUAGUGCAGCAGUUUUCCAUUCUGGAUACAAUGACAGCCUUGGACUUCAAUGACUUCAGAGAGUACUUAUCUCCAGCAUCAGGCUUCCAGAGUUUGCAAUUCCGACUACUGGAAAACAAGAUAGGUGUUCUUCAGAGUAUGAGAGUCCCUUACAACAGAAGACAUUAUCGUGAUAACUUCAGAGGAGAAGAUAAUGAACUGCUUCUUAAAUCUGAGCAGGAAAAAUCACUUCUGCAACUAGUGGAGGCAUGGCUGGAAAGAACACCAGGUUUAGAGCUACAUGGAUUUAAUUUCUGGGGAAAGUUUGAAAAAAAUAUCAUCAAAGGCCUGGAAGAGGAAUUUACAAGGAUUCAGGCUAACGAAGAGUCAGAGGAAAAAGAGGAACAGAUGGCUGAAUUUCAGAAACAAAAAGAGGUGUUACUAUCCUUAUUUGAUGAGAAACGUCAUGAACAUCUCCUUAGUAAAGGUGAAAGACGAAUGUCAUACAGAGCACUUCAGGGGGCAUUGAUGAUAUAUUUUUACAGGGAAGAACCUAGGUUCCAGAUCCCUUUUCAGCUGCUGACUUCUCUCAUGGACAUAGACACACUCAUGACCAAAUGGAGAUACAACCACGUGUGCAUGGUGCACAGAAUGCUGGGCAGCAAAGCUGGUACUGGUGGGUCCUCAGGCUACCAAUAUCUGCGCUCAACUGUGAGUGACAGGUACAAGGUGUUUGUAGACCUAUUUAACCUUUCAACAUACCUGGUUCCCCGACACUGGAUACCAAAGAUGAACCCCAUCAUUCACAAAUUCCUUUACACGGCUGAAUACUGCGAUAGCUCCUACUUCAGCAGUGAUGAAUCUGAAUAA
Molecule: messenger RNA, 1221 nt
Organism: Cynocephalus volans (Philippine flying lemur)
Lineage: Eukaryota; Metazoa; Chordata; Mammalia; Dermoptera; Cynocephalidae
Gene: TDO2
Product: tryptophan 2,3-dioxygenase
Exons: 12
Coding region: 1-1221 (406 amino acids)
Molecular function (GO): L-tryptophan 2,3-dioxygenase activity; heme binding; metal ion binding
Source: RefSeq, a predicted model, not a curated record